AAAGCCCUUUAAUCUGAAAGCCAGCCAGGUGUCUGCGGAGCAGCUAAACAGAUCUGCUGGGGUUGAAGAUGAUGGCUGCAGGCAAGUUUGCGAGCCUUCCCAGAAACAUGGCUGUGAGUCACCAGUUCUCCGUGGCCUCGUCCAUGGACCUUCUGAGCAGCAAGUCCUCGCUCGCUGAACACCGCACAGAUGCCUCUCAGGACGUGUCUAUCCAUGGCACCCUGCCACGGAAGAAAAAAGGCCCUCCUCCCUCCAGGUCGUGCGAUACCUUUGGUCACAUGGGUCCCCUCCCUCACGGCAAGUCCCCACGGCAGCACGCGCCUCGCACCCAGGAUGCCAUCCAGGAGCACCCACUGCAAGACUGGAAGGGCGAAGCCUCCGCCUUCAGGGAUCAGCACCUUCUGGACCCCACUCUGGAGUACGUGAAGUUCUCCAAGGAGCGGCACGCCAUGGACAGGACCCCGGAGAGGCUGAAGAAGGAGCUGGAGGAGGAGCUGCUCUUGAGCAGCGAGGACCUGCGCAGCCACGCCUGGUACCACGGCCGCAUCCCCCGACAGGUGUCCGAAAGCCUCGUGCAGCGCGAUGGGGACUUCCUGGUCCGGGACUCUCUGUCCAGCCCAGGCAACUUUGUCCUGACCUGUCAGUGGAAGAACCUCGCUCAGCACUUCAAGAUCAUCCAGACGGUGCUGAGGCCCAGCGAGGCCUACAGCCGCGUGCAGUACCAGUUUGAGACGGAGAGCUUCGACUCCAUCCCCGGCCUGGUGCGCUGCUACGUGGGCAACCGCCGGCCCAUCUCCCGGCAGAGCGGGGCCAUCAUCUUCCAGCCCAUCAACAGGACGGUGCCCCUGCGGUGCCUAGAGGAGCACUAUGGCACCUCCCCGGGCCAGACCCACACGGGCAGCCUGGCCGAGGGGUGGCCGGAGGUGGCCAAGCGGCUGAGUCUCACUACGGGCAGCGUGCAGAGCCUGCCCAGGGGAAACCUUCUCAGAAACAGAGAGCAGAGUGGUAGCCAGCCGGCCUGCCUGGAUCACAUGCAGGACAAAAGAGCCUUAUACCUCAAAGCCCACCAGUCGGAGAGUUACCUGCCAAUUGGCUGCAAGCUGCCCCCUCACUCCCCGGGUGUGGACACAAGCCCAUGCCCAAGCUCACCCGUGUUCAGAACGGGCAGUGAACCCACCCUGAGCCCAGCACUGAUUCGGAGGGUCUCCUUGGAUACUAGGGCAGGGGAGGCCCUGAGGGGCUCGGACAGCCAGCUGUGCCCCAAGCCUCCCCCGAAGCCUUGCAAAGUGCCCUUCCUCAAGACGACCCCGCCUGCAUCUGCGUGGCUCAACUCCGAGGCCCACUACUGUGAACUGAACCCAGCCUUGGCCUCAGGCUGCGGCAGGGCAGCAAAGCCGCCCUUAUGCGCCCAGGGCACCUCCAUGGAGCUACUGACGGCCAGGCAGAAUGGGGCCCCAGGGCCCCGGCACUCGGGCACCAACUACUUGAUCCUUGAUGACGAUGGGACGAGACCUUGGGAGCCACCGGCAGUGCAGACGGACAAGGGGCAGGAGGACUGGGCCGAGUUUGUGAAGCCCCUGAUGGAAAGCGGCUCCUCGUUCAGGCCCAAUGACUUUGAGUCGAAGCUCCUUCCUCCCGAGAACAAGCCCCUGGAAACGGCCCUGCUGAAGCGGGCCAAAGAACUGUGCACCAGCUGCGAGCCCCGAGCCAUCGCCCAGCACAUGCUGCAGAUGGACUGCCAGGUUGCUAGGAUACUUGGGGUCUCAGAGGAGAUGCGGAGGAACAUGGGCGUGAGCUCUGGCCUGGAACUCAUUACCUUGCCGUUUGGACACCAGCUGCGUCUGGACCUGAUUGAAAGACACAGCACGAUGGCCAUCGGCAUUGCAGUGGACAUUCUGGGCUGCACGGGCACUCUGGAGGACCGAGCAGCCACUCUCAAUAGGAUCAUCCAGGUGGCGGUGGAACUGAAGGACUCCAUGGGAGACCUCUAUUCCUUCUCUGCCAUCAUGAAAGCCUUGGAAAUGCCACAGAUCACAAGGCUGGAAAAAACGUGGACUGCCCUGCGCCACCAGUUCACACAGACCGCCAUCCUCUACGAGAAGCAGCUGAAGCCCUUCAGCAAACUCCUGCAGGAGAGCCGGGAGUCCACGCAUGUUCUCCCAAGCAAUGUAUCGGUCCCGCUGCUGAUGCCUCUGGUGACCCUGAUGGAGCGCCAGGCUGUCACGUUGGAAGGAACCGACUUGUGGGAGAAAAAUGACGAAAGCUGUGAGAUCAUGCUGAGCCAUCUGGCAACAGCCCGGCUCGUGGCAGAGGCUGCGGACACCUACCGGGCGAAUGCCCAGAAGAUCCUGGACGGUUUUGAACCAGAUGAGGAAAUGAGAGAAAUCUUCAAGACUGAAUUUCAAAUGAGAUUGCUGUGGGGCAGCAAAGGUGCACAGGUCAAUCAGACGGAGCGGUAUGAAAAAUUUAACCAGAUCUUAACUGCACUCUCGCGCAAACUGGAACCUCCUCCUGGGAGGCAGGCAGAGCCCUGAGAAGUCUCCGGAGAAUCUGAGGACAGUCUUGCAAGCGUCUCAAGUUCCUUCUUUGGGAAAGCUUACCACGUGAUACAGUAACAAAGUACAAACCUGACAACAUGCAAGCUUUUAGUAUCCACUGGAUAUGAAACAUGUAAAUUGCACAGAACCCACUUAUUUAUGAAUUGUUUAAAAUUACUACUGAUUUUAAAUAAAUGAUAAUUUAUUAUUAAGGUAACUACUAUUGCUAAUUCAAGAGAAGACCUCACUGUGUUGGCUGGUUUCUUUCUAUCACUGUAUUUGACCAUUUCUAGUUUUUAAUUCCAUGUCAGAUAAGUGUAAAUAGGAGAGUGUUUUUGUUUUUUAAAGAAUAUGACACAUUUCAGAAGGUAUCAGUUGUAUGAUAUUCUUUAAAUAAAUAGGAAAAAUGUAAAUAGUCAUGAAUGAAAAUACAUCUUUUUUGUGUGAAACCAUUGUAUCUGGUGUCUUGCAUAUUAAAUGGUUUAUCCCAGUGCAGUAUCAUCCCACCUUUCCUGGACGCCAUAUUCUGAAAAUAAACCCGAGUUGGUGAA
This is a messenger RNA of Echinops telfairi (small Madagascar hedgehog), 3088 nucleotides long. It is a transcript of the gene BCAR3, whose product is annotated as BCAR3 adaptor protein, NSP family member. The record is from RefSeq and is a predicted model, not a curated record. Gene Ontology annotation, molecular function: guanyl-nucleotide exchange factor activity; phosphotyrosine residue binding. NCBI's taxonomy places the organism in Eukaryota, Metazoa, Chordata, Mammalia, Afrosoricida, Tenrecidae. The transcript has 12 exons. Gene Ontology annotation, biological process: small GTPase-mediated signal transduction; positive regulation of peptidyl-serine phosphorylation. The coding region runs from base 69 to 2534 and encodes 821 amino acids.